This is a messenger RNA of Hemiscyllium ocellatum (epaulette shark), 1656 nucleotides long. It is a transcript of the gene serpinf2b, whose product is annotated as serpin peptidase inhibitor, clade F (alpha-2 antiplasmin, pigment epithelium derived factor), member 2b. The coding region runs from base 58 to 1581 and encodes 507 amino acids. NCBI's taxonomy places the organism in Eukaryota, Metazoa, Chordata, Chondrichthyes, Orectolobiformes, Hemiscylliidae. Gene Ontology annotation, molecular function: serine-type endopeptidase inhibitor activity. Gene Ontology annotation, biological process: negative regulation of endopeptidase activity. The record is from RefSeq and is a predicted model, not a curated record. The transcript is spliced from 8 exons.
GUUUGCCGUGAGCACUGGGCGAGGCAGUGAAUACUGAGAGUUCCAUCAUUUUCCAGGAUGAACACAUGGCUCUUCCUCCCCCUGAUGCUGUUUUCCAUCAGACCCAGCACGACAACUAAUGUCACAGAUAAACUGGACAAGGAACAAACUCAGACUGAGAUAGAUGUGUUGUUGGCUACAGAGCACCCAGUCACCCACCAAGCUGUGAGGGAGCACCCAUCAGGAUCACUGACACCUGGAGAGGCCUUGGUAACUGGAACACCUCCCAGUCUGGCUGAAUCUCCAAGGCCCAGUCUGGCUGAAUCUCCAAGGCCCAGUCUGGCUGAAUCUCCAAGGCCCAGUCUGGCUGAAUCUCCAAGGCCUGAGCUACUCCAUCCCGUGGCGGCAGUACCAAGCUGCCAAAAGGCUCAGGCACCAGAGGGGCUACAGCUUUUGGGAGAGGCCAUCUCCAAGUUUGGCUUGGAACUGUUCAAGGAGAUUUUACAGGAAACCAGCAAACCCAACGUUAUCAUUUCCCCACUGAGCAUCGCACUGGGACUCGCUCAACUUAGCCUGGGUGCUGUGAACGAGACAGAGAAACAAAUUCAAAGAUCCCUGCACCUCCUGUCGCUGAACUGCUCGCACUGCACUCUGUGCUCCAGCGUGGAGAGUUUCCGCAAAUCGGUCCUGACUGUCGCCUCCUCCAUCUACAUCCAGAAAGGAACUCACAUUAAUCCCGAGUUCAUCAAAGACUCAAUGAGAUUUUACAGUUCUGAACCGCAGCUGCUGACUGGGAUAAACGCAAAGGACACAAACGCUAUUAACUCGUGGGUGCAAGAAAAAACAGGCGGGAAAAUUAAAACGUUCUUCAAUGAGGUUCCACGCAACAUUGUUCUGCUGUUGCUGAACGCCAUCCAUUUCAAAGGGUUAUGGCAAGUUCAGUUUGAUCCUCUCGCAACCGCCAGUGAUGUCUUCUACAAGGAGGAUGGGAGUUCUGUCCAGGUGGCGAUGAUGCAGCAUCCCAAAUACCCCCUCAGGAGUUUCCAUGACGAUGAUCUUCAGAUUGAGGUUGCCAGAUUAUCUUUCAAACAGAACAUGAGCCUUAUUGUUGUGAAACCAAUGGGGACCGGAAAACUCGACAGCGUUGUGUCCAGACUGAACAUCUCGGAUCUACUGGCCCACAACUUCAAGACUCGUCCAAUGCCACUCCAGAUCCCAAAACUCAACAUCAACUUUGAUGUCGAACUAAACAAAGCCUUGAAGAACCUUGGCCUGGGCAAGCUGUUCUCAAACCCUGACCUGCGCAGGAUCUCACCCAUGCCCCUGAUUGUGUCCAGUAUUCAGCACAAGGCGAUGAUGGAGCUGAAGGAGGAGGGAGUACAGGCUGCUGCUAGCACUGGCAUUGCUGUUAAUCGCUCCUUCAUGAAGUGUACUAUCAAUCGCCCAUUCUUCUUCAUCAUCCGCGAUGACAUCUCUGGAAUCCCCAUCUUCCUUGGGACCAUCAAAGACCCAAAACCACAUUUUCAGGCUGGAACUCAGGAGAAAUUGGUGGUGAAUCUUGAGAGAAUGAGGAAGGUAAAAGAGACGAUGAAUCCCAAAUGAGAUCUCAGCUGGGAUCUGUUGGCAGCAUCUGAUGUCACUCUGAUCUGGUGACAUCAGGUUGGAGUUUUUUUUAAA